AUGACAGGACUCAAUAUUGCAAUGCUUUGGUGGGUGGUUGUAAUAUUUGCCUUGCCAUCGGCUCAUGGCAGCAUUGAUCAAAGCCCCAAAGCGGUGGAAAAAUGGUUCAAGAGGCUUCCGCAAGCAAAGGAGAAGUUGACAAAGCUUCACUUCUAUUUUCACGACACUGUAACUGACAAGAACCCCACGGCAAUACGAGUUGCUCAAGCCAACAUUACUAGCAAAUCACCAACGCGGUUCGGGGAAACCUUGGUCGUCGAUGAUCCACUGACACUGGGACCUGAGCCCUCUUCCAAGAUCAUCGGUCACGCCCAAGGUAUAUAUAGUUCGGUUUCCAAAGAGGAACGUUCCCUGAUUAUGAUUCUGAAUUUGGUAUUCAACGAUGGCAAGUUUAACGGCAGCACCCUUAGCCUUCUGGGUAGUAAUUCCAUUUUCCACGAGUACAGGGAGAUGCCGAUACUAGGUGGUACUGGGGUUUUUAGAUUGGCCCACGGAAUAGCUACAGCAAAAACCUGUGCCAGCAAUACUACUACACGAAAUGCUGUUGUUGAAUACCACGUCCUCGUUCUACAUUAUUGA
This is a messenger RNA of Coffea eugenioides, 579 nucleotides long. RefSeq names its product dirigent protein 23-like. Lineage: Eukaryota; Viridiplantae; Streptophyta; Magnoliopsida; Gentianales; Rubiaceae. The transcript has a single exon. The record is from RefSeq and is a predicted model, not a curated record. The coding region runs from base 1 to 579 and encodes 192 amino acids.